GAGUGUCACACUUGAUGCUAAGCAACGAAAAUUAAAUGCAACAGAAACAGUAGACAGCAACUGUGCAGAAAUUUGAUAUGCCGUUAUAACUAACGUUAGUACUAGUACGGGUUAAAUAAUUAAAUCGCGAUGACUGACGUCAGAGAGCAGCUACUUUCUAUUGAGCAGAAGUAUAAACGUUUCACACAACAGCAAUUUAUAUUUAUAACGGCUCUUGAGCGCUCGAGGGAGCACGCGAGGGACAAAACUGAGCCCGUCUCCACCGUGACACAGGUCCAAAGGUACCUGAAUCACCACUGCAGCAAUUCCACAGACAGAAGCAUCUUCUUGCUCUUUUUGGAAAUUAUUUCUGAUCUUGAAGGCGUUUUAAAACAUCUGGAAUCUUCACUGUCCAGCAGAAGCACGUCCAGUGAGGGCCUGACUACUUGCAGGGAGCUCCUCAGCCCCAGCAGCAACAUCAGUCAGCUAAGGGCACACUACCCACACAACGAGAUAAACCGGCUGAGCUGUGAUGAAGCAAGAAACUUCUAUGGGGGGAUUGUGAGUGUGAUUCCACUGGCUCUAGACCUCCUCACCACCUACAGCAGAGGAGGUGCUCAGCACGUCACUCCAACAGCUACAGAAACAUCUUAAACAGUUACAAAAAACAUGGAGAUUGUUGCAGACCUUGUUGAAGAGACCAGUAAAAACCAGCCUGGAAGCCACCAGGAAAUUCAAGGAGAUAAAACACUUCUUCAAAGAAAAGUAUUAUUAAAUAUACAAUUACCAUUUUAAAAUGAAUGACUAUAACAAAAAUAUGCAAAACAUAUACAUUUUAUUUUAUUUUUUUGUUGUUGAUCAUAGCAAGUAGGAGAACACAAAUCUGUUUUCUCAAAUUGAAAAUAGAGUCCCUGUUUACCUGCUACACCGGUCACUGUCUGAUUGUACCAUAGUUCAGAUAACUUUCAACAAAUGACUUUAGGUGAUG
Cyprinus carpio (common carp) is the source of this 967-nucleotide messenger RNA. Its product is annotated as sperm acrosome-associated protein 9. Gene Ontology annotation, cellular component: acrosomal vesicle; ciliary base; sperm flagellum. The record is from RefSeq and is a predicted model, not a curated record. Lineage: Eukaryota; Metazoa; Chordata; Actinopteri; Cypriniformes; Cyprinidae.